Molecule: messenger RNA, 504 nt
Organism: Notodromas monacha
Lineage: Eukaryota; Metazoa; Arthropoda; Ostracoda; Podocopida; Cyprididae
Source: the annotation of a GenBank genome assembly
AUGUCUCCCCUAGAGAUCGUUCAAACGUUUGUUCGUGAAGAGGCCUAUGUGCAACAAGCGCUUGAGAAAUCCACGCCGGCGAUCGCGAGGGCAUUGGAACUUAUUUCAGCACGCAUAAAUGCAGGUGGACGCAUGUUUUAUGUUGGUGCAGGAACGAGUGGGAGGCUGGGUGUCCUUGAUGCAAGUGAAAUCCCGCCGACUUUCGGUGAAAGCCCGAACACAUUCCAAGGAAUUAUCGCCGGUGGUUUGAGGGCCUUACACCGAAGCGUGGAAGACGCGGAAGACAGUGCAGAAGCAGGUGCUGCAGCCUUGCGGGCAAGAGGUGUAUCUUCUUCUGACGUAGUUUGCGGAAUCGGCGCUAGCGGUCGCACCCCAUUCGUCAUUGGCGCACUGCGGGAGGCACACACAUUGGGAUGCGUCACCGUAUUCAUCACAUGCAAUCCAGCUCGAGAUAGAACCGACUUUCCCUGCGACGUGGACAUAGACUUGGACACUGGUCCAGAG